This is a messenger RNA of Penaeus indicus, 8963 nucleotides long. RefSeq names its product lipase maturation factor 2-like. Gene Ontology annotation, cellular component: endoplasmic reticulum membrane. The coding region runs from base 148 to 2121 and encodes 657 amino acids. The record is from RefSeq and is a predicted model, not a curated record. Lineage: Eukaryota; Metazoa; Arthropoda; Malacostraca; Decapoda; Penaeidae. Gene Ontology annotation, biological process: protein maturation. The transcript is spliced from 11 exons.
CGUCCAGUUAGUGUGGCAACUUCGCUCGCCUCACGCUGCGGCACCAGAGCAAAUAAUACCUUUCUCUCCCUCUGUCAUUUCCACCCUUUUUUUUUAUUUAAUGAUCACUGGCAUUACCCUUUCUCAUUACUCCCUGGAUUAUUUGAGAUGGCGGUCGACAUAUUACAUACGAGGAACUUCUUCCUGAGGUGUAUGUGUGGGAUUUAUAUGUUUGCAUUUGGAUCUCUUUACCUUCAAAUACCAGGUCUAUAUGGCGAGAAGGGGGUUCUACCAGCUCACACACAGCUUCCAAAUCUGAAGUAUCCUAAGCAAUGUUUUAUGGACAAGUUAACCUUUUUGUGCUUUUCAUCCUACUUUGGCCUUAAUGUGUCAUAUAUGAUGGAGUUUAUUUCACUGGCAGGGACAGUCCUUAGUUUCAUUGGAAUGGUUUGGAAAUCAUGGUGUACGGCAACCCUUUUCCUGUUGCUUUGGAGUUCAUACCUGUCUAUGUAUCAGGUUGGACAGACUUUCUUGUGGUUUCAAUGGGAUAUUCUCCUUUUGGAAGUUGGCUUCCUUACCAUACUUGUGGCACCAGUAAGUCGUCGAGGCUGGUUUGAGUAUCGGCCUAGAAACCUAGUCACCAUGUGGCUUAUACGCUGGGUACUCUUCAGACUCAUGUUUGCCUCAGGUGUCGUCAAACUCCAGAGUGGCUGCCCUACAUGGUGGGGAUUAACAGCUUUGAAUGUUCAUUAUGAAUCUCAGUGCAUUCCUACCACACUGGCCUGGUACUUCCACCAGCUGCCAGGUUGGUGGCACAAACUGUGUGUGGUUGCCACGUUUGUUAUUGAAAUACCAGUGCCAUUCAUGUUCUUCAGUCCAGUACGAUCACAUCGAAUAUUCAGUUGCUAUGCACAAAUGCUGCUUCAAAUAAUGAUUAUCCUCACUGGAAACUACAACUUCUUCAACUUGCUGACUGUUACACUGUGUCUUUCCCUCAUGGAUGAUGUACACCUUGGAUACCAAUUUGUAAAAGACUUGUCGUUUGGAUUCAUCUCUUACGUGAAAAAUACCUGUAGCUGGUUUGGGAAAUGGGUCGGAUUUGGAGUCUUGAUUUACUACACCAUGGCUUACUUCUCUUUGCGUGUCACACCAGAAGGAACCAUCGAGUCUGUUGUUGCUUUCACACGAGAAGAAUUUGAUGCUUGGAUGUCAAGAGCCGUUCCCCUGAGUAUUGCCAUCGGUGCGUUCUCACUUGUAAUUACAAUAGCAGAAGCACUGACUUCAGCAUUGUUUGAAGUUCGGGGCUUUCUUGAUAAAUUUGGCGUUUUCAGCACCACUUUUAUUUAUUCAGUCGCAGCAAUCUGCAUGUUUGGGAUAAGUCUGGUUCCAUAUACUGUGUUGGACAGACCAACCAGUCAACGAGUGUGGCCAGUUUUUCAGCAUUUGUAUGGGCAUACUUCAGACUUCCACCUAACAUCUGCUUAUGGAUUGUUCCGCCGAAUGACUGGUGUGGAAGGCAGGCCAGAAGUCAUACUUGAAGGUUCCAAUAGUUUGGAUGGUCCGUGGAUUGAAUAUGAAUUCCCUUACAAACCAGGACAUGUGGAGAGACCACCUCCUGUUGUUGCUCCUCAUCAGCCACGUGUUGACUGGCAGCUUUGGUUUGCUGCUCUGGGUACCUAUAACCAGAACCCUUGGCUGAUUUCCCUUGCUCACCGCCUCUUAUCUGGCCAGGCAGAAGUCAUUGCAUUACUGGAUGCAUCAUCUCCAUGGAGAGAUAAUGCACCUAAGUAUAUCAGAGCUUCUAAGUAUACAUACCAGUACACCAGUAUAAAAGAAGGGGCAUCUGGUAGUUGGUGGAAAAGAACUUAUGAAGAUGACUAUCUUCCAAUCUUCACAGUUGACCAUGCACCAUUAGUUGAGUACCUGAGGAAAAUAGGUACAAUUGGUACAAUGGACAUUCCAGCUACCAACCAACCUUUACAACAUGGAUUAGACGCAAUCCGGGGUUGGAUUAAUAUUGCUAGUCCUGAAGUACUCCUGUUUAGCUUGUUCAUAACUGCAUGUGUGAUUACAUGGACCAAAAGGGGAGUUAAACCCUCCAUGUCAUACCGGUCAGCUAAGCAUGCGGGAGGAAGGCUCUGAUGGUAGGUGGAAUUUAUUUGGAUUUUUAAGAGUAAGAGGUUGAAAGAGGGACAAAAAGCACAAAGAUCUUUUUGUUAAUCUUUGUAGUUAAAUAAUACCUGUUGUGAUAUUAUUUAUGUUUGAUAGAUUAUGAAUUUUUGUUUUCUUUUUGUAUGUACUGAACAGUUUCUGAGAAAUAAAUGAACAAUCAAAAAAAGGGGGGGGAGAAAAAUGGUUUAUAUUUCUUAAUGCUCAUAAUUUGUUUUUACGUAAAUUAAAGCAGUUAUUCAUUUUUAUUUAUAACAAUUUUUCCAAGCAAUGAUGAAUUGGGCAAAUACUGAAUUCUUGAGUAUUUUGCUGUAAAGAAUACUGGGAAGUUAUAUACAUUCUGAGGUACAUUUUUGCAGAUUGGGAUUUUCUUCCUUAUGUAGAGGAUAAAAAAAAAAUAAUCAGAAACACAAUGAAAAUGUUUCAAUGGGAAUGAAUUGUUGAGACUUAACAUAUAUCCAAAGUACUGUACUGUUAGCAAAAGAUGUAAAACUCUUGUUUCAUAAAAGAUAUUACUGAAGAAUUUUAUUAAUGGGAAUAAUUUAAAUAGUAUAUUGUUCAUUUGGAAUCAUUCUUGAUAGAAAUGGGUAAGUUUUAUUCAAUGUUAUUCCAAAGAUUUAAAAGCCUAGAGAGGAGUGGUUACAAAUGAUUGUACCAUUAGGAAAUCCGCGUCUGUGAUUAACAUUUCACAAAGAAAAUUAUAAGAGAAAAUGUUCAUGGUACUUUAAUGUGUGAGAAAUUUAAACAUAGUUAUUGUCAAGUACCACGAAUUUUGUCAGUGAUUGGCACUGUUGUGUAUGAAGGAUUUUUAUUAAGAUUGAAUGUUAUUUUUUAUAGAUAAAACACUUUUAUCUACAGUCGUAUAGCUAUGUUGCAAACAAUACAGUACUUGUUUUCUAUCUCAAUGAAGCCCAGUUUUAAACAGAGAUCAAGAGUUCAUGAGUGAUAUGUGUAAUCACUCUUUUCAUAAAUAUGUUGUGUGCUUUGUAACAAUGGCCUAUAACGGGUCACCCUUGUACGAAUUCUGUCCAAGGCGUAAAAUUUGCACAGCCGAGUAAAGAAGACAUGUACUAUGUUAAAAUGACUUUUUUUUUUCUUUUACAUAGCUCAUAUCUAAGUAUUAUAGCACAUAGAAAAAAAACAGUACAAGGGAAGUUUAAAAUGGUAUGGCCCUUAAUUUUUGCUUUCAUAAUUAUAUUACAUGUAAUUGUUAUAUUGUUUGUUAACAAUUUCUUUCUGCUUUUGCUUAUGGUGAAGCUUGGUACAAAUUUAGCUUUAUAUAGGUAAUUAGUUUCCAUACUUUUAUUAGUAUAAUAUCUUUUCCUCAGUACAUUCAUUUCAGUUUUCAUUACUUUAUCUUCAGCUGAAUGCCAGCUUUUUAUCAAAAUUAUAUUCAUUACCUUUACGUGCAAUUCAGAUCCUGCUUGGGAUCAGACAGUGCUACGAAAUGAUCUCUAGUAAGAUUUUGGUCACCCCCAUAAUUUCUCUGUUGAGGAUUUGGGGCAUUUGGAGAGCUUUUUGUUAUGGGACAGUGAGGCAAGAUAUAUUUAUAUAUCUGUAUUUUGUUUGAUCUUAGUCUGGUAAAAGUCAUGUCACCACAUCAAAGAAUCUGCAGCAUAUAAAUGCUAAGCCAUUUGUAAACAUGGUUUGCUUAUUAUCUAUUAAAUAUCAGGGCUACUUAUAAUGACUCUGUCAGGGAAUACUUAAGGGGGUAAAAUCCCAGAUGUGACAUUAGUAAAAUAAAUGGCCAGAAGUGUUUACUUUACUUAAAAUCAGUGAUUUUAUGUAGUAUUUUUUAUCUCUUGCAUUAACUAUAAGUAAAUACCACAUGAAGAGUGCUGAAAUAUUUAUUUGUGAGUGAAAUUUAUGUACUACAGUUGUAUUUCAUUAUUUUCUUCAGCUUCAGAUACAGGCACAGAUUAUAAGAGAUGAUUAUACAAUAGUAUGUUAUUGCUAUAAAGUCUUCAUUUUUGUUACAUUAUAACAGUUAUACCACUCAUACUUUUUGGUUGUUGUGAAACUAUAGGAAGAUGGGUGUUUGUCAUCUGAUAGGUAAAAGGAAUUACACAAUAAGGGAGUUUGGAUUCUGCCCUAAAGAUGAAGAUGAUUUUAUUGAGACUUUAACUCUAAAUAAUUUUGUAUCAUUGUGGUUACAAAUUACCAUUCUCUGACAGUGAUUUUCUUGGAAAGUCUUUGUAGAUAUGCUGUUAUUGAUGACAACACAUAGGGGAGUUUGGAACAACUGUUCUUAGUCCAGUAAACAAACAAAAAAAAGGAUAAACAAUCAAAAUGACAUCAUAUGCAAAUUUCUGUACUAGUUGAAAUUGGCCAGAUUUUAGUUAGUUAGUUGCUAGUAUGAAUUAUAUUUUUUAGGUCAUUCAGUCAAUGUAAUACUCGCACACAAGUGACUUACCACUGAUUACAUGUUUUAGUGAUAUACAUAAAAUUAACUGCCAGUUGUACUCAUUUUUGUUAGCAUAGUUCACUGCUUUUGGAACUUCUGUAAUAGGUUUAGAUGCAUUUAUAACAAACUGUAUGAUGAUUUGUGCUUUCGCAUUACCGGUAUUGAUUUUUCUUGGUAUACAUCCUGGUGGAGUGUUAUUUAUUAUUUUUGAUAUACAGUUUCCUAAUAGAUGCCAUUAUGUUGAAGCGAGUUAAUAAUGGACAAGUGCUACAAGAAUUCAUGGUCAUAUAUCUUUUAAAGUAUUAGGUACCAUUUAUUAUUUGUGGUAUAGUCGUAAAGAAAGGGUUGGAGAAAAUUAAAGGAAUAUCAUGAUAUUGUUUGAUGGCUGAUAUACAUUGUAUUUUAUUGCUGCACUUUAUGAAAUGGAAAACUGCUAAAUUAGUGACUACAUAACAGCAGCUAGGUUGUCAUAUAUCAGCCUGAAUAUUGUACCUCACAUAACUAUAGACAUAUCAGCAUUUAAAUUUUUGCUUUGUGUAACAAAAGAGGGAAAACAUUGCUAGUUUCUAUACUGCCAGUCAUCUAAUUUGAAAAUGUUAAAAAGAUGAUUCAUUUCUAAAAUGAUAUUAAGCAGAGUGGUGGACUUGCAAAGUAAAGUUGGAAAAAUAGUGUGUAAUGAGCAAUAUUGGUAUAGGAACCAUUAAUAGUUUGAAGAGGUUUUAUUACAGUAUUGGGUAUCAUGAUCAGAAAAUUGUAGUUUAAUUACUAAGAAAUGAGUGCAUUUGUGGGGACUUUAUUCUAUCCAUGUGUAUAACUAGGAUUCAUUAAAUGUUCAUAUGUGAGACCUAUAGUGAAUGUACAGCUUUGGAAAGUGUGAAGAAAAAUUAAUGAAAGGAAGUCCUAUAUAUAUACCCAUGAUGGUAAGGCCCUUAAAUAUCAUGCAAUUAGAAUUUAGAGAAAGAAGUGCAAUUUUUAGAUUUGGAGAUGUGAUCCAGAAAAGUCCAAGAUAUUCAUGUGAUGAAAAAUGUUUUGUUGAAUUUUACAUUUUAACAGUAAAGAAGAGUAGGUGUCCCCCUUUUUUAUACAUAUAUAUAAAAAUACUAAAAUUGAGAGAUUCAAAUAAACUUGUAUGUACAGAAAUUAAAGAUACCAAUCACAAAGUGAGCAUAUACUGGAUAACAAACCUAACAAAUGGGAUUUAUCAUUAAAUCAAAGUAUGGAUUUUGUAGAGGUAUUUGAGUAACAGACAUUAUUAAGAAAGAUAACAGAAAACAAUAUUGAUAAAUAUCUGAAAAUAUCUUUCUCAUUUACAAGUGUUCUGUUCAUUUUGAGAAAGGAGGAUAUACUAUAUAUGGAGUUGGUUUUAUAAUUGAUAGUAGUGAAUUAGUAAAAAGCAGUGAGUUAUUAAGAAUUUCUUAUGAUAUUGUGAAGAGAUGAAGAUACUAAUAUAUACUUAAAAUCACAAGCAAUUUUGUGUUGUGAGAAAAUGUAAGUUUACAUGACAGCUUUUGUAUGUAAGAUGGAUAGUCUUUAGUUGGGGUUAGCUUUGCAUGCCUGCCUUUGAAAGGUGAUCUCUUACCAAUAUAUCCUUGGAAUAUACUUCAUAUUUUAUUAUGGCUUGUCGUUUCAAAUUGCAUACUUGAAAAUAGCUCAGUUUUGAAAUUGCACUUUUUGUGUCAGAUGUUAUAGUGGUUGAUAUUGAAAUAGAAAACUGCUAAUGUAGUUUUCUCAAGUAGAUUCUGCACUAUCUGAUCUCAUUGGUCAAUAGCUUGUCCUUUAGCACAGGAGUUAAGCUUAAUCAUACACAAAAAAUUAUGUGUAGGUGAAUAGUCUAUUUUUGCUGUCAGAACUUAAAUGCCAGUGACAAGAUAUCAGUAUUUAGUAUAUGACGUUGUAGUGUUCACAUUUGAUAUUGAAUUGUUUGAUUCCAUGGAAGUUUGAGAUUUGUGGUAACUAGUGAAAAAUGAAGAUGAUUUUCUUCAUAUUUUAUAUAUAGUGCAUUUAGAAUAUAGAGCACUAGAUAAGAAGAACUGUGCUUAGAGAACAGACAACCCAAUUUUGUUUAGAAUUUGAGAUGAAUUUUGAUGUUUUUGUGUAGCAAAGGUUUCCAUGUCUUCCUAAAGCUUAUGUAACUUGUGCUGCAGUGUUUUCCCUCUAAUGUUGCAUAGCAUAUUAUCAUCAUGCAUUUUUAUUCAUAGUUUUAUGCAUUGGUUAGUUAAUCACUUUGUUUUCCAGAAGAUUAUUUAGAAGUAUAAAUGAAUAAUAUUUUCAGGCAACUUGUUGAUAUGUAGGUAGAUAUUCAAGAAUUAACUUUUUCCUUAUAUUUCUAUAUUGUUUUACUAUCUUUAUUUAAAGUAAGACAACAUUUUGGUGCUUAGUUGGAUGUGAUAACUUUUUUUAUUCUUCUUGUUUACUAGACUGAUUAGGAGAGGCAUGUACAUGUUAACCAAAAUAGUGUGAUUUUUAUUAGCUUUUUUAUGAAGGAAUUACAUUGAGCAUAUUACAAGUUAAUGUUUGUUUAAUAGCUCCCGUUGAGUUUCAUAAAGAAAAAAAAAGCCAUUGGAUGGAAAGACGUCUGGGUCAGAAUAUUUCUCUAUUUUUUCUCUGUUUAUAAGUUUUCUUUCAUUUAUUUAUACACCGCUAAUGACCUUAGCUGUUUAUGUGGCAAAUAAUAAUAAUAAUAAUAAAGUAAUUUAUUUAUAGUUUGCCACUGAAUCUAUUAGCAUAUUUGACCUUACCAUUAAUAAAAGCACUGCAAGAUGCCAAUAUUUAAAGUACCCAGUGGAUGGUGAAAAAGUAUGUAUAAUACUAUUUAGUAUAAUACCCUGAUGAAAAACAUAUCCAUUCUCUUUCAUUCAAUAGAGAAGACCAAAAAGCAAAAUGCCUAGACAAGCUUUAAAAUUUUAUAAAUUUUUUACUUCAUAGGAUUCAUAUGCUAAAGAACCAUAGACCAAAGAUAUAUUUUCAUACAAUGCCUCCCAUUAAAGGCUGGUAAUAAUAACUGAUUAACACUUUCUUCCUCUUUUACUCUUUUCUUAAAUGGAACACUGAAAGACAGGAUACAAAAAGUUGUUCAGAAAGUCCAAUUUUCUUUUAGUGUCUUUUAGCUCAUGUAUGUUUGAGAGGUGAAUUAAUUACAGUUAUCAAACAACAUGAUGUAUUACAAGGUUAUUGUCACCAGUUUAUAUAUCUAUUCUUUUGCAUAGUAAUUUAUUAAAAGUAGAUACAACCUCCUUUACUGAACAACUUACCAUCAGCCAUACGGCAAUUUUAGUUAGAAUAACGUUCUCUUCACCAGUCAUGACAUUUUAAGAUUAUGUUCUUCCUUCCACUGUUGUUUUCUUAACCCAUUGCCGCCGGGGAAAAUGAACAAAAAAUGGGGGAAAUGCAGUACUCAUUUUUUAUAUUUUUGUGAAAUAUCUCUGUCCAUAGAUGGCUCUGCUAGUCCUGAUUUCACCUUUCCUUGAAUUGGCGGGAAAAAACGUAUUUUUACUAAUGCUAUAAAUAUAGAUGGUGUUAUUUUUAACAGCAAAUUAGGAUAACGUUAAAUAUUUUCGUAAAUCGAUGAAAAGGGUGGACGGGCGAGACAGGCAGUACUGUAAUUGGCUCAUUGGAUACUUAGUACAAUUGUAGCCAUCUAUGUGUAAAAACAAUUAAACAAGUUGACUCACAGCGGGCAUGGCAUGUACGUACAUGCCAUCCCCUGCGGCAAUGGGUUGAGAAUGUUAUUUUCUAUGCAUGGUGUACUGUGUUUACAUCAUUCUUUUACUGUUAUGAAAACAAUGAGCUUAUUUGUUAAUAUUUUGUUUGUUACCAUGUUAAGAAUAAUUAACGUUUUGUUUAGGAGCAUUAAUAAAUUGUAAAGAAGGAAAUACUGAUGUGUUAAUCCUGUAUUUCAUUUAAGUUUAGAAAUACAAAAUGGAUGUACUUCAGUAUUAGUGUUUGGGCAUAAAUUGGUGGCAGUGAAGAAUUUAUUUAGGUUUUCCUUUUGAUUUAUUUAAUAUUUUCUUCCACAGCUUGUCAUCUUCAGUGGAAAGAUUUGAUGAAUCAUUAUAUUAAAAUGCUGGUUUGCCUAAUGAGAAUUCUAGAAAUGUCUUUCCUUGUUUUAAAAUUAUUGCAAACAAUUUAGAAGUUAACUACAUUUUACUUCUUUGUUGAAAUUAUUUCAGAUUUGCAUUUCUGUUACUUCAUAACUAAAAGUAUUUUCCGAGAGUACAAGCUAAAAAGAAUUGAUUAACUUUUAGAUUCUGCUUUAUAAUGAGACUGACUUAGAUAUAAGUUUUCUUUUUUGCAGGAAGUUGUCUUUUUUCCUAAGCAACAGAAAAGAGAAAUCGUAAUAACCUGAUAGGUAUGCUUGAGUGUGUGUGCGGUGCUGCAUUUCAGUAUAUGGUAAUAAAACUUUAGAUAAAAA